AUGAGCAACGACGAACCUCCAUUAUGCGACACAUGCAGAGUCCCCCUAACGGUAAAACAUAUCAUCACCGAAUGCCAUAAAUACAACCAGUACCGCGAUCAAUUCCACAUCUCCGAACAAAUCUGUCAAGCACUUGGACCAAACCCACAGGACACUAACAACUUAAUUUUAUUCCUUAAAAAAUCAGAAUUGUAUAACUUAAUUUAA
Macrosiphum euphorbiae (potato aphid) is the source of this 207-nucleotide messenger RNA. The record is from the annotation of a GenBank genome assembly. Lineage: Eukaryota; Metazoa; Arthropoda; Insecta; Hemiptera; Aphididae.